Molecule: messenger RNA, 396 nt
Organism: Symbiodinium necroappetens
Lineage: Eukaryota; Dinophyceae; Suessiales; Symbiodiniaceae
Source: the annotation of a GenBank genome assembly
AUGAGCAGAUUGGGCAAAGGACGAAGGGAUAGGUGCGCAUCAAGCGAUAGUUCUGCCGGACACUCUCGCCAACCAUGUCACCAUGUGCAAGCGCAGUCAUCAUCAGCAUCAGCAGGCAACCCCAAAGCCCGAGAUGCGAAGCCAAGGAAAGUCGAAGCUUAUGUCGCCGCGCUGACAAGGGAGAUGGAGCCUUUGCUGAGUCGGCAGGAAACCGAGGCUUUGGCACGGUUCCUGUACAACUUCGUGCAGCUGAAGAGCCAGAAGAAGCUCCUACCGCUGCAGCCCAUGCUGGGCAUGGCUUACAGGACUCUUUUACCGGCUUUGCCAGCUGAUGCUUUGGCCUCCACGGGACUUGCGAUGGUCUACUCCGGGCUGCGUGAAGGAUCUGCCUGGCAG